Messenger RNA from Chaetura pelagica (chimney swift), 1323 nucleotides. It is a transcript of the gene HHEX, whose product is annotated as hematopoietically expressed homeobox. NCBI's taxonomy places the organism in Eukaryota, Metazoa, Chordata, Aves, Apodiformes, Apodidae. Gene Ontology annotation, biological process: regulation of transcription by RNA polymerase II; cell differentiation. The coding region runs from base 1 to 1323 and encodes 440 amino acids. The transcript is spliced from 7 exons. Gene Ontology annotation, molecular function: DNA-binding transcription factor activity, RNA polymerase II-specific; RNA polymerase II cis-regulatory region sequence-specific DNA binding. The record is from RefSeq and is a predicted model, not a curated record.
AUGCACCACAGAGAAAGAGUGAGCAAGCCUCUCUUCUUGGAACUGAAGCAUGAUCGCAUCUGGAAAAGAUGCAUCUUUGGCUGUAUGUUAGUAUGUGAAGAACUUCAUGGAUUGCUAUGUGACCCAUAUGUAAGCAUUUCUCACUGCUCAUCAAAUGAACGACCCCCACAAAUGGCACUCCAUGUUGCUGCCUUUGAGCCCCUGGAAGUGGACAUAAUUUUGAACAGUGGGGAUUUGCUGCCUGUGCUGUGGAAGGGAAGCAACAUGGGAGGCUCCAAUACAGUGCUCCUUCUCCAGCUUUCCGUGCUCGCUGUCGGCUCAGAAGCGUAUGAGACAGGGGACGGGCGGCCCGGCGGGGUCCACGGAUACGUAGGAGACACCUGCCGCCUCCGCUCCCACCGAGGGGUAGAAGGCGGCGCCACGCGCUGCCGUCAGGGCGAGUCCCCGAGGGGGGCGACGAGAAGCGGGCAGAACGGGGGUCGUUGCCCCCUCACACCCAGUCCGGCCGGCAGCGGCGCUCGGCGAGGGGCAGCCCAGCCCCGGGGCUGGGAACGGGUGCCAGCAGCGCCCGGGCGGAGCGGACGUCUCUCCCCCGAGGGUGGCGGGACUGAAGGAAGCACCCGCUGGGAUUUAAAAAAUCAAACCGAGGGUGCCCAGACGCUGCCGUCGCCCAACUCCUCUUUCACCAGCCUGGUGUCCCCAUACCGCACCCCCAUCUACGAGCCGACCCCGAUCCACCCGGCUUUCUCCCACCACCUCGCCGCCACCUACAGCACCGGCGCCUACACCGGGCCUCUCUACUCUUUUCCCCGCGCCGUCGGCGACUACGCGCACGCCCUGAUCCGACAGGACCCCCUGGGGAAGCCGCUGCUGUGGAGCCCCUUCAUCCAGCGGCCGCUGCACAAGAGGAAAGGUGGGCAGGUCCGCUUUUCCAACGACCAGACCAUCGAGCUGGAGAAGAAGUUCGAGACGCAGAAAUACCUCUCCCCGCCUGAGAGAAAGCGCCUGGCCAAGAUUCUGCAGCUCAGCGAGAGACAGGUCAAAACGUGGUUUCAGAAUCGCAGAGCCAAAUGGAGGCGUCUAAAGCAGGAGAACCCCCAGGCCACCAAAAAAGAAGAAGUAGAAGGUGCUGGUGGCCACAGUGACCAAAGGCCAGAGAGCUGCCCGACCCCUGAGCAGAAGGGUAAGGAGGUCUCCCUGGAUGGCUCACAGUACACCCCCUCACCAGCCUCUCAGGAGGACCUGGAGUCAGAUGUCUCCGAUGACUCUGAUCAAGAAGUGGACAUUGAAGGCGAUAAAGGCUAUUACAAUCCUACCCAAUAG